Betta splendens (Siamese fighting fish) is the source of this 829-nucleotide messenger RNA. Its product is annotated as golgin subfamily A member 6-like protein 6. The transcript has 7 exons. The record is from RefSeq and is a predicted model, not a curated record. The coding region runs from base 168 to 812 and encodes 214 amino acids. Lineage: Eukaryota; Metazoa; Chordata; Actinopteri; Anabantiformes; Osphronemidae.
UUAUAUUUAGUCAGCACACUCACACCCACCUGUUCUGUUCAGACUCACCUCAGAUUGUUAAAUGCUGACACGUCACUGCUGAAGGCGUAUGUACCAACACUUACUGCACCAGUGUCGUGAGAACACAACACUGCAUGGAGCUGCUUGGUUCUUGAGAUUGCUUCUACAUGAAUUCGCGUCAGUCAGCUGUUCCACUGGUCAUUGGUGUCGCUGCGUCUGUGGUGGUUUUAUAUUUUUUCAAGUAUAAAUGGAGUCAACUUCGAAACAAAGGAAGCAAGAAGCGAGAUCCCACCACAGCAGAGGAAACGGAACCAGAGGCUCAGAUCACAGGAGGAAAUAACCAUCCUGAAAAUGAAAGGGCCAAAGAUGAGGAUGAGCAGCUGGAGGAGGAAGCGAAGACAGAACCUAAGGACCUGCAGAACCUGAAGGAGGAGCUGGAGGCCAAGAACAAGCAGCUGCAUCAGCACAAGAUGGAGGUUCAGAGUCUCACAGAGAAGAAUGAGGAAUUGGAGAAACAGCUGACUGAACUGAGGAAGAACAAUGAGCAGCAGAUAAAAGGUAAAGUAGCUGAAGUGGAGGUUCAGCUGAACCAGGAGCAACAGAGACGAUGGGAAGCUGAGAAGAACCUGCAGAACCUGAAGGAGGAGCUGGAGAGCGAGAACAAGCAGCUGCAGGAACAGAAGGAGUCGCUGCAAAAGAGAGACGAGGCGUUGGAGAAACAGCUGAGUGAUCUGAGGGACGAGGAACAACGCAAGGUAGAACCUCCUGCUCCUGAGGUCACUGUGACCAGCUCACAACACCGGGUCAUUUAAUGAGCCUCUUUUCUCUC